AUAUUGCUGUCGUCCACGUCUUAUCUAAACAUCCACGCCCAACACUGAAUAGAUGCCGACUUCUAGGUUGAGGUCGCUUUCUCUUUAAAUAACCUUUCCGGUAAUCCUGUAACGUUAAUAUUGUCCGCCGUGCAGUUAUGAGCACCGAGCUACCUUUUCCUGUGCGUGCGUGUGACAACGAGCGCGGAUCCGCUCGCGACGUAAUACGCCCAGGAGCCGUCAACGUGUUUACCUGAACGGUGAGGAGACAACGGAGCGAGCCAAUGUCCUCUUUUACCGUUCAUCGCACUCCUCGCGUGUCCGGAGCCGUGAUUGCACAGGCGGUGGAGGGGAAUCGGUGUGUGAAACGCGAUCUGCCCGAGCGAAGCGCGAGAGAGGCGCCCAGCACACGCCACGGCAAAUGGCAACUUGUGCAGUGAGGAGUUUUAGCAGUGUGCCAGAGGCAACUUCAGAUUCAGAUGAUGAAGACAAACUGCACAUUGCAGAGGAGGACAGCAUUGCUGACGAUCCCAACCUAAAGUCCUCAGUAUUCCAGCUCGAAGCAGCACAGCAGCUCUCUGAAACAUGCACACAGGAUGAUGGCAGCCUGGGGCCAGAUACUUUAAUAGAAGAAAUAAGGGUCAAAGAGGAGUGUGUCACUGAUGAGGAAGAGGGUGCUGAUGAUGAAGUGGACUGUGAGGAAAAGCAGACGGAAACGGAGCACGCUUACUCAGACGUCCCAGAGGAGCAUCAGAGAACGCCAGAGCGAGGGGUCCACGAUGAGAAACGGUACUCCUGAUGCAUUCCCGCAGCUGCACACCUGUCCGCACUGU
Messenger RNA from Carassius auratus (goldfish), 812 nucleotides. Its product is annotated as zinc finger E-box-binding homeobox 1-like. NCBI's taxonomy places the organism in Eukaryota, Metazoa, Chordata, Actinopteri, Cypriniformes, Cyprinidae. The coding region runs from base 401 to 778 and encodes 125 amino acids. The transcript is spliced from 5 exons. The record is from RefSeq and is a predicted model, not a curated record.